Messenger RNA from Pristis pectinata (smalltooth sawfish), 2565 nucleotides. RefSeq names its product phosphodiesterase 6C, cGMP-specific, cone, alpha prime (gene pde6c). Lineage: Eukaryota; Metazoa; Chordata; Chondrichthyes; Rhinopristiformes; Pristidae. The record is from RefSeq and is a predicted model, not a curated record. Gene Ontology annotation, molecular function: protein binding; 3',5'-cyclic-nucleotide phosphodiesterase activity. The transcript has 22 exons. Gene Ontology annotation, biological process: visual perception; signal transduction. The coding region runs from base 1 to 2565 and encodes 854 amino acids.
AUGGGAGACGUUAGCAAGGAAGCAGUCGAGCAAUACUUGGAGAAUAACCCACAGUUUGCCAAGGAAUAUUUUGACAGGAAGCUCAGGCCAGAGUCGAUCAGUGCAGUCUUCAACGGCACAAAGGUAGAGUUGAAGGAUGGAGCUUCCUUCAAGGACCUGUGCAAGUUGGAGGAGUCUGACAUUGUGUUUGAGCUGGUAAGAGAGAUGCAGGACGUCUCCAAUGUAGAGAAACAGAUGCAUAAGGUACUGCAGAGGAUUUUGACCCUGGUCAACGCAGACAGAGGAAGCAUGUUCUCAUUCAGGUCGAGGAACGGUGUCCCUGAACUGGCCACAAGACUUUUUAAUGUGACCAAAGACUCCAGUUUUGAGAGUAAUCUUGUGGCGCCAGAGGCCGAGAUAGUCUUUCCAUUGGAUAUGGGGGUAGUGGGAUGGACGGCACACACCAAGAAGGUGCAGAAUAUUGCUGAUGUUAAAAAAGAUGCCCAUUUUUCUGCAUUUGUUGAUAAGCAGACUGGGUACGUGACCAUGAACAUUCUAGCUGCUCCUAUGGUACAGGGGAAGGAAGUACUAGCAGUCCUGAUGCUGGUCAACAAAGUUGGUGAACCACAGUUCACAAAAGAAGACCAAGAGGUUUUUACAAAAUAUUUGAACUUUGCAUCAUUAGCACUGAAAUUCUCCCACAUAAAUUACCUCUAUAAUGUGGAACAGCGAAGGUCACAGAUUCUGUUAUGGUCUGCCAACAAGGUGUUCGAAGAACUUACAGACAUUGAACGCCAAUUUCACAAAGCUUUGUACACAGUUCGACUUCAUUUAAAUGUUGAAAGAUAUUCAGUCGCUCUUCUGGAUAUGACCAAACAAAAGGAAUUUUUUGAUGAAUGGCCAAUCCUGAUGGGUGAAGUUCCCCCUUAUAAAGGCCCAAAGACCCCAGAUGGCAGAGAAAUUAACUUUUAUAAGAUCAUUGAUUAUUUGCUGGUGGGAAAAGAGGAAAUUAAAGUCAUCCCGUCUCCUCCUGCAGAUCAUUGGUCACUAGUGAGUGGCUUGCCAACCUAUGUUGCUGAAAAUGGUUUUAUCUGCAACAUGAUGAAUGCUCCAGCAGAUGAGUACUUUAUGUUUCAAAAAGAAGCAGUGGAUGAAACAGGCUGGGUUAUAAAAAAUGUCCUGUCUUUGCCAAUCGUGAAUAAGAAAGAAGAGAUAGUGGGAAUAGCUACAUUUUACAACAGAAAGGAUGGCAAACCAUUUGAUGAAUAUGAUGAGCAGAUCACUGAAACUUUGACACAGUUCCUGGGAUGGUCACUCCUGAACACAGAUACUUAUGAUAAAAUGAAUAAACUAGAAAGCAGGAAAGAUAUUGCUUCAGAAAUGUUGAUGUGCCAUUCAAAGUGCACUGACAAGGAACUUCAGACCAUUUUGAAAACAAAAGAGAAGCUGAACAAGGAUGUUGCAGAUUGUGAACAGAAGGAAAUGAUUGCGAUCUUGAAAGAAGAACUACCUGAUCCGAGCACUAUUGAGCUCUAUGAAUUUCACUUCAGUGACUUGCCUGUUCCAGAGUUUGAUCUAAUCAAGUAUGGAAUUCGGUGUUUCUUUGAAAUAAAGGCUGUUGAAAAAUUCAAGAUACCAGCAGAUGUAUUGACUCGAUGGAUGUUUACGAUCAGGAAAGGUUACCGUGAUAUCACCUACCAUAACUGGCGCCACGGAUUUAACGUUGGACAGACCAUGUUUACACUUUUAAUGACAGGUAAAAUAAAGAAAUACUAUUCAGAUCUAGAAGCUUUCGCCAUGGUUACAGCAGCUUUUUGUCAUGAUAUUGAUCACCGUGGCACCAAUAAUUUGUACCAGAUGAAAUCACAAGCACCUCUAGCAAGGCUGCAUGGGUCUUCUAUUUUGGAAAGACAUCAUCUUGAGUACAGUAAAAUACUACUUCAGGAUGAGAGUAUAAACAUUUUUCAGAACCUGAACCAACGUCAGUAUGAAACAGUCAUGCAUUUAAUGGAAGUUGCUAUAAUCGCAACCGACUUGGCCUUGUAUUUCAAGAAAAGGACAAUGUUUCAAAAGAUUGUUGACCAUAUUGAACAAACUGAGAAUGAAGAAGAGGCCAUAAAGUAUAUUUCUUCUGACCCAACCAAGAAAGAAAUUGUCAUGGCAAUGAUGAUGACAGGAUGUGACUUGUCUGCUAUAACAAAGCCUUGGGAAGUACAAAGCAAGGUUGCACUAAUGGUUGCCAAUGAAUUCUGGGAGCAAGGUGAUUUAGAACGUACAGUUUUACAGCAGCAACCAAUUCCCAUGAUGGACAGAAAUAAAAGAGAUGAACUCCCCAAACUACAAGUUGGUUUCAUCGACUUUGUGUGUACCUUUGUGUAUAAAGAGUUUUCAAGAUUCCACAAAGAAAUAACACCAAUGUAUGAUGGUCUCCAAAACAACAGAGUUGAAUGGAAAACGCUGGCCGAUGAGUAUGAAGCGAAGAUGAAGCUGAUUGAAGAACAAAAGGAACAAGAAGAAAUGGCAGCCAAGAAAGGAAGUGUUGAAGGCAAACGUGGAGGAAAAUCCAGAACAUGUGAAAUAUUUUAA